Epinephelus moara (kelp grouper) is the source of this 1571-nucleotide messenger RNA. RefSeq names its product serpin peptidase inhibitor, clade A (alpha-1 antiproteinase, antitrypsin), member 10b (gene serpina10b). The transcript is spliced from 5 exons. Gene Ontology annotation, molecular function: serine-type endopeptidase inhibitor activity. Lineage: Eukaryota; Metazoa; Chordata; Actinopteri; Perciformes; Serranidae. Bases 122 to 1396 code for a protein of 424 amino acids. The record is from RefSeq and is a predicted model, not a curated record. Gene Ontology annotation, biological process: negative regulation of endopeptidase activity; blood coagulation.
GGAGGCUCUAAAUGUUUGGAAAAACAGCUCUGACUCACUUGGGGACAACUCAACAGGCAGUGUGUCGUGGUUAAUAUAUAACGCUUUGAGCACACUUGCACUUUGUUUCCCCAAAUAAUAGAUGGAGUUUUCAGAUCUUGCACAAGCUGAAUGGUUGCGCAGCCAAACAUCUCAAAGAAUGCUGGCAAACAAAAUGAAGAUGGGAUUGCUUUCCAUUGUAACCUUACUAUGCUUCCUUGCUCCUGCCCACCAAGCGCACCUUCCAAGCGCCACCAUCUUAGAUCUUUCCUUCAAAAACAUGGACUUUGCCAUGAACCUAUACAGAAAAAUAUCCGGCUACAAUGACCAGAACAUCUUUUUCUCACCGCUGAGCAUCUCUACCAGCUUUGCUGCACUCUUAAUGGCUGCUGAUGGGGUCACGCAUGAGGAAAUACUGAGGGCACUCAACCUGGAGCAGCUGGAGCGGGCUGACCAGCCAGAGCUUAUCCCAAGACUCUUUCAGCUCCUUCACGAGAACAUCUCACAGAAUGGAACCCUGAGACUGGACCAAGGCAUGGGCCUGUUUGUAGGCCAGGAGUUUGUGUUGGAGGAGAAGUUUCAAGAGCAAAUCAAGAGAUAUUUUGACACUGACAUCAAAACUGUAGACUUUACGGAUACAAAAGGGAGUAGAAGUUUCAUUAAUGAGUAUAUCAAGAACAAGACUGAGGGCAAAGUGACAGAGGUGAUUUCCAGCCUGGAUGUACGGACACAGCUUAUGCUAAUCAAUACAAUUUUCUUUCAAGGAACCUGGCAGAAGCCUUUCAACCCCAAUCUCACUAUGAGUGCUCCUUUCUACAUCGACAACUACAAUAUUGUCCAAGUGCCGAUGAUGUUUUUGGAGGAUAAGUUCUACAUGAUGGAAGAUUCUGCUCUUGGCGCCAAAGUGCUGAAGCUACCAUACCGGGAAGGUGUUUCCAUGCUUAUUCUGCUCCCCAACAAAGGCAUGGACUACACUGUAAUUGAUGAUGGGAUCACUGCUAAGAAGUUCUUCAGCUGGAUCAGAAGGCUGCAAAAAACCAAACUGGAAGUCAACUUGCCCAAAUUCAAGAUGGAGGAGUCGUAUGCCCUGCACGAUCUUCUGCCAGACAUGGGCAUGGCCAGUGUCUUCAGUAAUUCAGCCAAUCUGACGAAGCUGAGUGAGGAAGAAAGCCUCAAAGUGUCAGAGGUGCGGCACAAGGCUGUGAUCGAGGUGGAUGAGUCGGGGACCACUGCAGCAGCCGCCACAACAACAGGCAUUAUUCCAUAUUCCUUACCCAGGACCUUCAUCGUCAACAGGCCAUUUUUCUUCUUCAUAUACCACGAAUACACAAACUGUCUGCUGUUUAUGGGCAGGGUGAUUGACCCCACCAAAAACUAGCAGUCAUGACUCUGCUGCUUGAGUCCUCAACUGCUUGUGUGUGUCAUUGUGUUUAUUUAGGCUUGUGAAAGGCUAUUUUGAAGCAUUUUUCAAUCUUAUAUAUAAAAUGCUUGUGCUGGUCUGUUGUGUAAGCCUACAUAUACACUUGAUCCCUAUUAAUAAAGAAUUAACAUCA